ACACACACUGCAGCCACAAAAACGCGCGGCGCGCGACGAGGGCGUCGCACACACACACUACCGACACACUACGAGCGCGACGCGACACGGCCGGCACGAGAGAAGCGGACGGCACACUUCAAAUUUGUAUGCGACCGCGCGCCUUCAAAUUGCGCCGAGCCCGGAUCGCGGCGCGGGCGACGGCACGGCCUUCAACUUGACGGCGACGGCGCGGCCUCGCGACGGCGGUACGGUGGCGGCCGUGUAUACAUGGAACUCACAAUCGAUGGACGCCGGCGUCCGGCCCAAAGGGGGUCUUCUACAUAAAGGGCCUCCGUCCCGGGUGCGUGUGGCAAUGCAGCGUCUAGUAUUAGAGACGCAAUCGCGCCCAGAAACAAUCCAUGCGCAGGUACAACGAGGGGUACUACCUCCUUGCAUCUUGGGAUUUUGGGAAGCUCUAAGCCACACCUAGUUGGACCACUGGGGCAUCGCCUCGUCGGCAGCGGUCUGACGAUCGGCGUCUGAGUACUAUGUAUACCUACAGUGAUGUGGAAGCAAUACAACCGGACACAGUGAUAGUGCGUUUUACGUGGUUAGUCAUUUGUUGUCAAGGGACUGCGCUUCUGCAUCGCCGUGCAGGGCUUCACGUGCGGCAGCGUCGAUUCGAUUAUGAAGUGGUACAUCAUGUGGCGGCGUGUGCUGGACAAGUGGCGGUGGCCGCCACGAACUACUAGACAUGUUCUCUACAAGUUCUGGCCCUACUCCACGCCUCAUCGUGGUGGUAGGUCGCCUCGUAGUACGAGUUCGGGCCCGAGCUGGUGUAUUUUUUAGCGAAACGUGCGGGUUUUCAGCGAUUUAUUCAUGCGACGCGGGGCCACGCGAAGCGAUUCAGCGCUGAUCUGUGGUUGUUUCUGACGUCGCUCCAGCGAGCUCUUAUUACAUCGCGACGUCUACCUCUCUACAAAGCACACAUACAGAGUCUCAUAGACAUGUCUCAGCAGAGGCAAAAAGCCGCACGGCGGCCCUACGAGUCAUUCCCUUGGAUUGGUACCCGUUUGCUCAGGUUCUUUUUCUUGUUUUAUGGAUCUGGUGUGGUGGUCCUGGGCGUCUGCGCGGCGAAGGCCGGCUUCGGCGCGGCGGCGGCCCACGUGCGGGCCUACCAGCGCGCGCGCCAGCGGGCGAGGGAUAGGGUUUGGACUGAUGCGGGCGAGUACGGAAGCCGCUUCUGGACUGAUGCGUGUGUGUUAGAACACCUCCGCGGCCGCAACUCCAAGCCCUCGCACCACGUGAGCGCGGUGCCGACUCGAGACAUCUGCACGCUCAGUUACGUCGGCUACGCCCUCAAGGAGCCCCAGGCCAUGGCCUCGGCCAGCGCUACCUUAGAAGACUUUUUGUCAAACGGUACGGUGCUUUGCAGCCCGUUCGGCGACUGCGUCAUCGUCCCCAGCCACGGCGCGAACGGUGGCCUCGAAGGCAGCUGCGCGGUCACCUUCGUCGGCGAGCGCGCCGAGGCGCACCGCAUAGAAGAGCGCGACGCCGUCGAUCACGCCUGCAUCUCCAACCUCUCGCACUACAACGCGAGCUCGGGGCCGAUUCGGGGCUCCGUCCUCAACGACGUCUGCAAUCUCAGCGACGCGCGCUCCCUGGUCGGUUCCCACGUCGAGGAGUCCCAGGCCAUGGUCUGGGUCAGCGCUACGGUGAAUGCGUCGAUGCCGUGGCUGAAGUUCGGUUCUCUGGCGGCGGCGUGCGCCGGGCCCCGCCGCGCGGUAGUACCGUUGCUUUUAUCUACGUCGGUCAACGGUGUCAGUGCCGCCGACGACGAAAGAUGGGUCACGACGGUACGCAGAAGGUUGGACGGGAUUGUUAGCCGUCUCGAGAGGGACGGAGGACCGCAUCCCGGGGUUGAAGUAGUUGGAAAGUGCCUCAGGUGGUGGGAAUCGUCCGCCGAGGAAUCGUCCGGCGAGGACUACUACUUCAUGAAGAUCAUUCAUUAUGAUGAGACGUCCAAGAUGCACGACUGUACGUAUAUUGACUGCUACGAGGACGGAGGGCACUGCUCUGAAGAAUCCGAACGUAUCGACCUCUCAAAGAACCCGGACAUCAUACCUUGCAAGGAAGAAUAUGUAGGCUUGACGAUCAAGGUCUACGAGGGUAUGUGCUCCGAGAAUUAUAAGGAGGGAAAGAUAGUAUUCUACGACGAGUCUACGGACGAGUUCGUCAUGAAAUUCCCGGACGACACGGAGGAACGUCAUGUUCUAGAAGUGCACAGCAUCCAGUUCUGCGACGUGCCGCGGGACAUGGAGGUCUGCCCCUACGGCGCCGACGACCCCUGCGAGGGCGCGUGCGAGAACGACUGCAAGAUGGACGAGGUCGGCCAGACCUGCUCCGCGGAGGGCCCCGAGGAUGAUGGCGACGGCGACUGUACGAUGAGCCUCUAUAAGCCCGGCGACGCCGUCGAGGUGAAAGUUAACGGGAGGUACUACGCCGCGAUUGUAAAAAGAGUGAGAGAUUCAGACGGUCGUUUAGCAGUCUUUUACAAGGUGCCUUAUCCCCCGCCGGGGAAGAACAGCGAGUCCGGCAUCGAGCUGUCGCGCGUCCGGUGGCCUACUGAUGGCGAGGAUUGCUCCGAGGACAACGCCGAAGACGACCCCUACGAACGUGGUCACCGCGUCGAAGUGAAGGUCAACGAGGAUUGGUUGCCGGGGAAGUUGGAUCGCCAAAGGAAAGAAGGCACGUGGUAUGUUAUUUAUGACGACGGCGAUACCGAGAGCGGUGUCCCCGAGUCGCGCAUAAGAAGGGUUGAUGAUGAGGAGGAGGACCCCGUGGACCCCCUCGUCAACACUUGCGUUCUCACGGAGACUAAAGAACUAGAAGCGACGAAGAAAGUACUCGAGGCGUUCAACGUGGUGCCGGACAAGACCGGGUUGGCUCAUCUGAUGGAGACGACGAACAAAGCCUUGACGAUCAAGCUCGAGAACCACGUCACGCUCUCGCGGGAGACGGACUGUUUUACGAAGAUGCGGAGCGCUGCGCCCACGUUCAUGAUGUGGAAGCGCUGUACGAAAUGGGCUCUUCAGCGGUGUGCAUGGUGGAAAAAUCCGCGGUCCAAUCCCGAAAAUCAGAAAGCAUCGGACAAGGUCGCCUUGCAAUUAUGUCCGCUUUACGAGAGCCUCGGCGUGACUAGUUUUCACGGCCGCGUCAAGGGCCCGUACAGGGUCGUCUCUCAUGUGAGCGAGGGUAAACGAGUGCGCCACGGCCAGCUGACGAGUGUGAAGAAAGGUGCAGGUUGGCACCUCGGGACCGACAUUACCUGCCUUAUGUAUAAGGGCGUACAGAUGGCGGUGCGGCUGGACUACCUGGAUGAGUGGAUCCCGGAGCGCUUCUCCUGCACGUUCGCGAAGUACAGCGCGACGCGCACGCUGGCCCUCAACUGGGCCGAGGGCUUCUUUGGGGACGAAGAGCUCUGCGACGCCUGUCAGUACCCGCGCGACGCGAAGGCGCGGAAUUGGGAUCUCCUACAAGCACCUUUAAAGAAGGGCGCCGUGAUGUACGUGGGCGUCUCGGGGGCGCACUACAUCAAGCACGCGCUCAAGAGAAACUCCGAGGGUUUGAAUCCGCCCAUGUUCAUCGGCAAGGUGUUCGACGCGACGGACUACGACGCGUCGGACUGCUCCCUCAAAGACAUUGCGCCGAAGGAUCGCCGCGCGGACGCCGAUUAUUGGGAGAAGUUCGUUGCGCAUCACCGCGUCGACGCGAAGCUCUACGAAGCCUUAGAUGCAGCGGGGCAGAUUCCCUCGUUGAAGACGAGCCGAGGGGCCGUGUCUCCGGUCUUCGAGUACAACCAGCUGGUGGUCCCGUUGGACGUCGGCAGAGGCCUCUCCCGCGGCACUACGGACGUGGCCAAGGGCGUCGAGAUCGGGUUCGUCUUCAAAAAGGUCUUCUACGGGAACGAGCACACCUUCGAGAACCUGAAGAAGUGGGAUCCCUCGUGGCAGAUUACUAAGGACUUUUUGCGGUUGGCGGGCGUGGCGUCGUUCGACGAACUCACGUUAGCUCCGCUGCCGAAGAAGCCCGGGUACGUGAUCGACUACGGGUUCCAAGGGAUUCGCUGGCUGCCCGCGGGCCAGGUUGCGUCCUCGCCGGGAGGAGGGUUGCGUGUGAAGCGCAAGCGAGACGAGAAGGACGGCCGGGAGAUGCGGUGCUACCGCGCGAACUGCCCGUACAAGAAGGCAUGCGGUUCCGAAUACCAGUGGUUAUACUGCCCGCAGAACGGGGUCUGGAAGGACGACGCCGUGCUCGAGUCGAAAGAGUUCGGGGUGCAGUGCCCGAAGUGUCGGCGGGGGGGUUGCAAGUUCGUGCAGUAGAGCAUCACGGAGGCGCGAAGCGUAAGGGACCGAAGC
This is a messenger RNA of Pelagomonas calceolata, 4379 nucleotides long. The record is from the annotation of a GenBank genome assembly. Lineage: Eukaryota; Pelagophyceae; Pelagomonadales; Pelagomonadaceae.